GGCCCCUACCUUGGCUGGCGCGUCUCAGUCGUAUCACAUAUUUAAUAGCUGCUACCUUGGCAACAGGGCACACAUCCCUUGCCAAGUUGUAUCAGCUUAGGGCUUGCAAGUCAACUUGCGUUCGGCUUGCGGGACGUAGUCUCCACUCUUGAUACCACCGAAGCAAUACAUUUGCUCUUCAGUUCAACCAUUAAGGCGUAUUCAUACGGCGCCUACGCCUUUGCCCCUCGGGUCAGCGUUGCCUCUGUUCCCGCGUAGCCUACCAGGAUGGGAAAAUCAGGGAGAGGCUUUAAAUGGCAUCUGUCACUUCUCGCGGUCGUGGUGAUGUCAAGUGCCUUGAAGGGCUCAGCGCAGCCAGGCAGGCCAGCCAAGAUUGCAACCAUGCCCACGGCGCCUCCUCCGCCCGCGCCGGUGGCUCCAGCUACGUAUCCAUCCUACCCGUUACGUCCGCCCCCAGGACCCUACGGACCCCCAGGCCCCACGUACCCACCCACCUACUCCCCUCCAAUCUACUCUCCGCCGAUGUACUCUCCGCCCAUAUACUCUCCGCCGAUAUACUCUCCACCGAUAUACACGCCACCGAUAUACUCGCCGCCCGUCUACCCUCCCGUCAUGCCUAGUCCUGAGCCUAGCCCCGAGGAGAGCCCCGCGCCCUCACCGGAGCCGGAGUCGUCACCUAGCCCUGCUGUGGCGUCACCCUUGCCCUUGCCCUCGCCCUCGCCCUCGCCCUCGCCCUCGCCCUCGCCCUCGCCCUCGCCCUCGCCCUCGCCCUCGCCCUCGCCCUCGCCCUCGCCCUCGCCCUCGCCCUCGCCCUCGCCCUCGCCCUCGCCCUCGCCCUCGCCCUCGCCCUCGCCCUCGCCCUCGCCCUCGCCCUCGCCCUCGCCCUCGCCCUCGCCCUCGCCCUCGCCCUCGCCCUCGCCCUCGCCCUCGCCCUCGCCCUCGCCCUCGCCCUCGCCCUCGCCCUCGCCCUCGCCCUCGCCCUCGCCCUCGCCCCCGCCCUCGCCCUCGCCCUCGCCCUCGCCCUCGCCCUCGCCCUCGCCCUCGCCCUCGCCCUCGCCCUCGCCCUCGCCCUCGCCCUCGCCCUCGCCCUCGCCUAGCCCGGUGCCUGGCCCUGAUGACUCGCCUCGCGAGUACAAGUGCAAGCCCGACGUGGGCCUGUGGAACGGCAAAGUGAUUGCUGACAUCAAGUUGCGCCCGCCGCACGACGAUUUUGAGGCCGUGACGUUGUGCGAGAAGGAAUGCAACACCAGGGACGGCGAAUGCACCGGCUACCACUAUGAGAAAGAUGGCUACUGCACGCUGUGGAGUGGCGACGUUCGAUUCACCCGCGGAGUGCCCAGCAACAUCAUCGCCUGCAUCUUCAUUGGCUACAAGAUGCCCGACCCGCCCUCGCCGGAGCCUCCACUGGUGCCGUUGCCCCCACCCCCUAGCCCGGAGCCCAGCCCUAGCCCCAGCCCUAGCCCAGUGCCGGCACCUGAGGCAAGCCCCAACCCGAGCCCCAGCCCGAGCCCUAUCACCAUUCCCAGCCCCAGCCCCAGCCCUUUGCCCGCCCCAUUACCCAUGCCAAGCCCCAGCCCUGCCCCAGUGCCUAGCCCCCGGCCCGACCCAAGCCCCAGUGAUGACUCGCCUCGAAACUACAAAUGCAAAGACGAUGUGGGUCUGUGGAACGGCGACCUGAUCGACAGGCUGAAACUGCGCCCGCCACUGAAUGACGUGGACGCCGCGGCACGCUGCCGUGCGGAGUGCAACAAGCGUGACGGUGUGUGCGCAGGCUACGACUACGCCAGCGAUGGCUACUGCAAACUUUGGGGUGGUGACGUCCGCUACAACCGGGGUAGUCCUGGUGACAUCAUCGCCUGCAUCUUCACCGGCUACAAGAUGCCCGACCCGCCCUCACCAGAGCCGCCUUCGCCUCCCCCACCACCACCGCCUCCCAGCCCCCUCCCGCCUGCACCGCCUCCACCCAGCCCCCCACCGCCUAGUCCCCCCCCGCCCAGCCCCCCGCCGCCCAGCCCUUCCCCUCCUAGCCCCAGCUCUAGCCCAAGCCCGAGCCCAAGCCCAAGCCCGAGCCCCAAGUCUAGCCCCAGCCCCAGCCCCAGCCCCAAGCCUAGCGCCAGCCCUAGCAGCCCCGGAUCUGGACGCUCUUACAGCUGCAAGAAUGGUCUUAGCCUUUGGAACGGUAACCAGCUGGAGGUCAUCACCAUCAAGCUGCCCACCAAUGAUGAGGCGGUGGCCAAGUGCCAGGAGAACUGCAACAACAAGCCAGGGUGCACUGGGUUCCAUUACAAGACGACCACGCGCUGCUAUCUCUGGGGGGGAGCUAACCUUCUGUUCACCAAGCCGUAUCCGUCUGAUGUGAUGGCUUGCAUAUGGACGCAGCAAUUCUCUCGUAGUUCAAGCAACAGAUGACCCUGAGCUUUGAGCGGCUUGCAGUGCCAUUACCGUGAUGUUAAGUUGCCGCAGAGGGAGAGACACAAUUCCUUGAUCAACCUUUAUUCUCUUGGGACUUGUACGCACACGGCAUGGCACGGCCCUGUUGGGGGCCCCCAUCCGCAUUCACCGCACGCUUGCUGCAGCUGCGAGUAUCAAGAUGCACUGCAUGGAGCUUUGGGCGUGCAGUUAGUUAGUCAACGCAUCACUACCAGAACUUGCUGGUUGCAACGGUGUGCUCUUCACGCAUAUGACAUGCGGUGUGUAUGUUCAAGGUUUCUCCUGUAGGUCGCCUGGAAACGAUGGUAGGGCGCUGGGACAGUAGGGUAGAGAGCACUGUGCGAGCCCGGCUACAAGAACAGCCACAACCGCAAGCAGCAGGGCAAGCCUCUGGAACCGUGGCUGCAGCGGCUGCUGGCGGCUGUGCGGCAGCCCUUUUAAAAGCUUAAAAAUGGGGCCUGACUCCGGAGACUGUUCAUAGUGAUGCUUCAUUAUGGGCUGCAGGUUACUGCCGCUGCUCAGACGUUUUUACGGUUACUGACGUUGUCCGGUUGUCGUGUGUAUCACGUCACAUAUAUCAAUUGAUGGCCAUGCGCUGGCAUGAACCGGUGGGAUGUGCGGGGCUAUGUUUUGGGUUUCUAAAGGCGCGGGCUGCGGGCGGGUGCUAGGUAGCAUCCCCAUUAGCUGCUAAUUAUUAUCAACCGCGCCUAUGGACGACCUAUGGAGGAGAGGAUUUGCCCGUUAUGUGUUGCAAAUGAAGUCGAAGAUGAGAAUCAUGUGCUCAUGCGGUGUACGGCCUACGACCAGUUGCGUGCGAUUUGGGUAGCGAUAUCGAUUUUACAGGCGGGAUGCAGGCCGUUAUGCAGAAUACGGACCCAGCCAGGUUAGCCGCGUUACUAGAUUCCAUUUGGGAGCACAGGAGCAGAAGCACCCCCAUUCGGGGACCAAACUAGCUGCAUAUAUAUGUGUUGCAGGCGUUAUAAGGGCCCCCCGGCCCGGGCCUCGGUUUCUACAAGGACAGGAAUGCACGUCGUGCUCACCACCUUGUAACCACACACACAC
This is a messenger RNA of Chlamydomonas reinhardtii, 3492 nucleotides long. RefSeq lists its product as uncharacterized. The record is from RefSeq and is a predicted model, not a curated record. The coding region runs from base 268 to 2409 and encodes 713 amino acids. Lineage: Eukaryota; Viridiplantae; Chlorophyta; Chlorophyceae; Chlamydomonadales; Chlamydomonadaceae. The transcript is spliced from 11 exons.